Molecule: messenger RNA, 2178 nt
Organism: Ostertagia ostertagi
Lineage: Eukaryota; Metazoa; Nematoda; Chromadorea; Rhabditida; Trichostrongylidae
Source: the annotation of a GenBank genome assembly
AUGCAAGCUUCUUCCAUUACGUCUGAGGCGGCCUAUACUGACCUCUGUAUGUCGUACGACUGGGCUUGCUACCUCAACGACCACCUCACGAUGUUGAUGCCAAAAACACGUUGGGGGAACUUCAGCGGUCCCAUCGCCGAAUUCGCCAGUGACAUCAUCAAUAAUGAGGUGAAUAUCACGUACCCUAUCGGAUGGAGAGGAUCAGAGCCCAUCUACUUCGGAGCACUGGUAGGUCGACCACACCUGGUCGAUCGUCAAGGUCAUUUCGACCACGCGAUUGCUCUUCGGCUCACGUACAACGUAAGACAGGAAAAGGUACGUGCACUGUUAUUCGAUGCAUUUGGCGAGGAAGGGGCCAUCAACUUUGUGGCAAAUUUGUCCCUCCCUGAUGCGAGCAAGCCCACAAACAUAAAGUGUUUCAGGGUGGGCAACAUCAGUUACAUUUGGAGGAAAAAAGUCGCCGCAUGGUUAACCGACAAAGCUCGACCCCCUUCAGAGCUAGUCGAGUUUGGGGUCACGCACAACGAAUCGCUACCAGAGGGUCUGCAAGAUGUAGCCGACACUUUGACGCCAAAAUUUGUCGAGCCGUCAAAAGAAUGUAAAGGCUGGAAGUCCAAGCUGAGUGGAGCAUUCAAGAAAUUGGAGACUAAGCUGGAACACCACGAAAAGCAUUCCGAGCAGACGCCACAUGAAGAGACGUUUGUGAACAAAUUGUUCCGUGAAAUCAUUGGACCGUUUCUUCUCGAACGCAGCACACAGGUAUGCGCCGUGUUGCUCUAUAUCGUUUAUAUGACACUGGCGAUUCUUGGCUGUCUGAAUGUCAAGGAAGGCCUUGAUCCGAGAUUUCUCGUUAGAGAAUCCUUCUAUCUCAACAACUUCUACCGGUUGAUUCAUGAAACAUUCUGGUAUGAAGGUCUGCAAAUGCAAGUGGUUGUAAAUCGGCCACCUGAUCUCUUCAAUACGACCCAGCGAGCCAAAUUCACGAAAAUGAUGGCUGACUUCGAGAACACUGAAUACACAAUGAAUCACAAUGCAACAAUGAUAUGGUUGGACGCGUAUGAGCUGCAUUUGGAAAGAGAGAAGAACGAGCUGAAUAUCGAAAAGCCAUUCAAGUCACUCCUCCGAGUGGUACCAUCGAUGUCGCGAUUGGCUAUUGGUGGCCGGUGGCCGGCGACUCUGGGAGAGAAGGACAUGGUAUGGGGACGAAGUGAAGAGGAUUUCUACACUCUGAAAGCAUUCCGAUUUCAACUUGGUUUGAGAAACUACCAGACGCCGACGGAUCACACUAACAGCUGCAAACUUAUGCGCGAAAUCGCUUCCAGGUAUCCCGAUUUCAACGUCACCACAUUCCAUGAAUACUAUCCGUUCGCCGAUCAGUAUCUCGAGUUGAAGCCAUCGCUGGUGCAGAACUUCACAUUUGGCCUGCUGGCAAUGUUUGCUGUGACGGUGAUAAUGAUACCGGACGCCAGAGCCGCCUUAGCCGUGGUCCUCUGCAUUGCAAGCGUAAACAUAGGAGUGCUAGGAUUCAUGACAUUUUGGGGAGUGAAUCUCGACAGCGUCUCUAUGAUUACGCUAAUUAUGUGCAUUGGGUUUGCUGUGGACUUGUCUGCUCACAUCGCCUACGCCUAUUCACAGGCUUAUGGGACUGCACACGAGCGGGCGGUGUAUGCUUUGGAGACCCUUGGCUGGCCAGUCUUUUUGGUUAGUCACUUGUCUUCACUGUUACAAAGGUGCCACAUCUACGAUCCUAGGGAUUACAGUACUGACGUUGGUCGACGCUUACAUCGUACUUAUCUUUUUCAAGACGGUGUUCUUAGUUAUCUUAUUUUCAAUGCUUCAUGGGCUGCUCUUUCUCCCAGUGCUGCUCAUCUUGCUCAUUCCAGAAAACAGGGUAGGUUUCUUAGUACAGCUUUGGUGAGAAGAGAACCAGUCAAAGCCGACUUCCACACACCUAGAGCUGUUUUCACAUGCGACAGCCCGCAAAUUCCAAUGAAGAUAUCACCCAGCAGCGCCUGCGUCAAGGCAAGCUCAUCUGCCCUUAUCGCAGACAACGAGCCAAGCGAGCCGGUGAACGAAUCUUCCGCAGCAGUGGAACCGUCCGAUGAAGAUGUCGUCAAGGCUACUGUGGACCGGCUGACAGGGAAAAUUGUCACUCCCGAUGAUGCCUCUGCGCGAUAG